Brassica rapa (field mustard) is the source of this 1308-nucleotide messenger RNA. Its product is annotated as RPM1-interacting protein 4. NCBI's taxonomy places the organism in Eukaryota, Viridiplantae, Streptophyta, Magnoliopsida, Brassicales, Brassicaceae. The record is from RefSeq and is a predicted model, not a curated record.
UAUGUAUGUUAUUCAAAUCCUUAGUGAUUCAACUGUUGAAUCUUUUGUUCAACACCACCAUUAUAACUAGUCUAAUAUUUUAAGAUUAUAUUUUUAUCAUAUAUUCAAUUCCUUUUAUUUCGAUUCAUUUUAUUUCAAGUCAAAAUCCAUAGAUUCAAUUCCUUUUAUUUCAAAAGAGAAAAUCCACCAAGUCUAUGAUCCGAUCCAUUGAAGUUUAACCAUGGGUAUUCUUUUAUAAAUAUGAGAGUCUUUUCUUUCUUUUCCCCAUCAGAAAGAAGUCUAAUGAAUCUUUGCAGAGGUCCCGAGGAAGUGCAACAGUGAGAAUCCGAGUGGUGCCAUAUUUUGAGACCCAUUGCCAUUGAAGCAUUUCUCCAUUUCUAGCUUCAAGGAACCAACAACAUGGCAGCAAAUCGUCAAAGCUUACCUAAAUUCGGAGAAUGGACAGAAGAUGUUCCAUUCACAGUAGUGUUCGAUAAAGCCAGUAGGUCGUCGAGGAAAAAUACAAACAAGUCUAAUCGUAAUCCCAACGAGUAUCCAGAAAUGAAUCCAACCGCUGCGCAAACUCGAAAUCAAAGACAUGACCAACCACCAAACCACAAUGUAAGACCGAGCCAAGAAAGAUUCGAUAGAAGAGAAGAAACCGAAUUCAGACCGUCUCCUGCUUACAGUGAAAGAAACAAUCGAGUCAGAGCUCCUCCUCCAGCAGAAACAUAUGACCAUCAAUCAUACGGUGGCGGAGGUACAAAUCCAUCGGAAACAAAUAGACGCCAACCAUAUGAUCAUACACCGGUGAAACCUAGGCCCAUAAGCAAUCUUAGAGGUCGGGGCAGUGAAAGGGUCGCAACUAUUCCGCCGUUUCCUGGAUCGGGUUCUGAGGAUCAGAGUUAUACACUCAUCUUUGAAAAAGUGAAAGAAAACAAGAGACAAAGUGGGACUGUGAGCUCUUACGAUGAAACUGAUCAUAGCAAUCCGACUCCACUCAUCAACGACGACCAACAUCAUCAACCGCUACCUUCUAGUCCCAAGGGUUGCUGCUUUCCUAGAUGGUGCCGAAAGUGAAGCUACUGAAGAUAAUUCGUUACUUUGUUUUCAUGUUUAAUUUGUUUUCUGCUUCUGGUUAUGGUUUGGCUCAAUCGAGUAUUCAAUAUUAUAAAUAAAAAUAUUAUUUUGUGUUCAAAAAAAAAAUAUAUAUAUUAUUUUGAUAUGUUCUAUGUAUGUAUGGGUGUUUUUUUUUUUUUUUUGCUAAAAGUGUAUGUAUCGAUGUUAUGGGAAAAAUGCUACGAACAUAGUUAAUCGUUCGUUAUCUAA